Messenger RNA from Hemiscyllium ocellatum (epaulette shark), 2412 nucleotides. RefSeq names its product actin related protein 8 (gene actr8). The transcript is spliced from 13 exons. Gene Ontology annotation, biological process: regulation of DNA-templated transcription; double-strand break repair. The coding region runs from base 307 to 2172 and encodes 621 amino acids. Lineage: Eukaryota; Metazoa; Chordata; Chondrichthyes; Orectolobiformes; Hemiscylliidae. Gene Ontology annotation, cellular component: Ino80 complex. The record is from RefSeq and is a predicted model, not a curated record.
GCUGACAGGAUCUAACAUCUACACUGGGACAGGAUCUGCAGACAUGGCAAGAUCGCUGACAGGAUCCAGCAUCUACACGGAGAGGUCACUGAUAGGAUCUGCAGACACAAUGAGAUCAUGGACAGGAUCUACACAGACAGGAUCUGCAGACACAGGGAGAUCGCUGACAGGAUCUAGGACCUACACUGAGACAAGAUCUGAGAGGUCACUGGCAGGAUCUACAUUGAGAGAGGAUCUGCAGACACAGGGGGAGCGCUGACGCGGCUUCGAAAUUGUGACUCGGUGUCGGGUAGGGAGCCGGUAAAAAUGACCCAAGUGGAACAGGACAACGGCAAAGAGAAAGAGAAGGAAAAAGAAAAGGAACAGCGGGGGGUGAAGCGUCCGAUAGUCCCCGCUGCCAUCCCGGAAUCAGUCCUCGAGCCAAUUCAGAGUAACUUCAUUGUGGUUAUUCAUCCUGGUUCAUCUACUCUAAGGAUUGGACGAGCUGCAGAUACGCUUCCUGUUUGUGUACCUCAUAUUAUCGCCCGAAGACAUAAACAACAAGGACAGCCUCACUAUGAGGAUCCAUGGCUACAUAGGGAUGGUCUCAAUAAACCAGAAAGUAAUGAGCAAAGACAGAAUGGCCUUAAAAUGGUAGAUCAAGCUAUAUGGUCCAAAAAGAUGUCAAAUGGUGCGAGGCGAAUACCAGCUCCUCCAGAUCAGGUGAGGGCAUAUAACAAACAGAUGAGGCCAGCAGUCUUGGACAACAAUUCAGGGGUCAAAUGGACAAACACGUCACAUCAACCUGAGUUUCUUGUAGGAGAAGAGGCAUUGUAUGUAAACCCAUCAGAUUGCUACAAUGUACAUUGGCCAAUUCGCAGAGGUCAGUUUAACCUUCACGAAGGACCUGGAGGCUCUCUCACUGCAGUACUGGCUGAUCUGGAAACUAUUUGGACAUACGCCAUUCAGAAGUUCCUUGAAAUACCUCGUAAAGAUUUAAAGUAUUACAGGUGUAUUCUGCUAAUCCCAGAUAUCUACAACAGACAACAUGUUAAAGAAUUGAUAAACCUACUUUUGAACAAUAUAGGAUUCUCAGGUGUUGUUGUUCAUCAGGAAUCCAUCUGUGCUACAUUUGGAAGUGGUUUAAGUAGUGCCUGUGUUGUAGAUGUGGGAGAACAGAAGACUAGUGUAUGUUGUGUAGAAGAUGGAGUAUCACAUCGUAAUACCAGAUUGCGUUUAGCCUAUGGAGGAUCUGAUGUGACCAGGUGUUUCUUCUGGCUUAUGCAGCGGUCUGGUUUCCCUUAUAGAGAUUGUCAACUAAUUAAUCGAAUGGAUUGUCUGCUUCUUCAGCAUCUUAAAGAGACGUUCUGUCAUCUAGACCAGGAUAUCUCUGGAAUUCAGGAUCAUGAAUUCAAGGUCCGUCAACCAGACUCUCCAGCAUUAUUAUACCAGUUGCGACAAGGAGAUGAAAAGCUACAGGCACCAAUGGCAUUGUUUUAUCCAGCUACUUUUGGAAUUGUGGGACAGAAGAUAACUUCACUGCAAUACAGAUCACAAGGUGAUUCAGAGGAUCCACAUGAUGAACAUUAUCUAGUGGCAACCCAGAGUAAACAGGAGCAGGCUGCCAAAGCUAUUGCCGAGAGGAAAGCUCUGGCUAAGUUUGCUGGAUUUGAAGUAGAGUCAAGCACUCAGAAUACAGAUAGUGCAGAGAAGAGUCAUUCUCAUGAACUAGAACUUGGAACUUCCCAACAUGAUUGUCUACUAGGAGCAAAUGAUUCGGAGGAUCUGCCAGCAACUCUGAUGGCCAGAAAAACAACCAUGUCACAGUUUGAAGGAAAGGCUUUGGGGCUUGAUAAGUCAAUACUGCAUAGUAUUGAUUGCUGUGGAUCUGACGAAACAAAAAAGAAAAUGUACAGUUCCAUUUUGGUGGUUGGAGGAGGUCUAAUGUUCCAUGGGGCUCAAGAAUUUUUACAACACAGAAUUCUGAACAAGAUGCCACCAUCUUUUCGCAGAAUAGUAGAGAAUGUUGAAGUUAUCACAAGGCCAAAGGACAUGGAUCCACGUUUAAUAGCAUGGAAAGGUGGUGCUGUUCUGGCUUGUCUGGAUACCACGCAGGAGCUAUGGAUACACCAACGAGAGUGGCAGCGGUUUGGAGUACGCAUGUUACGGGAGAGAGCACCAUUUGUUUGGUGAAAUGUCCUAUCCACAAUAACCCUUGUUAAUAAAAGCCGAAGGCUGACCUUUCUGAAAGCAUAAAGGUUUAUUAAUAUUGAUUUUUAAAAAAUAAAUACAUGUUGUCCUUUUUUGAAAAAAGUAAUAGUUCUAGAAUUAUUUCAGAAAUGGUUAAAUAAUCUGAUAUAUGUACGAUUUUUUAAAUAUUCAAAAGUAAAAGUUUAUUCAAAUCCAUGUCAUGGCUGCAAAACCAUGUUUGUA